Molecule: messenger RNA, 1059 nt
Organism: Coprinopsis cinerea okayama7#130
Lineage: Eukaryota; Fungi; Basidiomycota; Agaricomycetes; Agaricales; Psathyrellaceae
Exons: 10
Coding region: 1-1059 (352 amino acids)
Source: RefSeq, a predicted model, not a curated record
AUGGUGUUGCUACAACUUGCUUAUCUGAGGCGGAUAGUGUUCGCUCUCGCUUUCUGGACUUCACUCGCCCUGCUGGUACCGGCUGUGGACGCCCAUAUCGCGGCAUGGCAUAAAGGCAUGUAUUGUCUGAAUGGUACGGACCCCCACGUCGCCAACCAGAACGCGAAUGAGGCCGUCAAUCCAUUGUACAUGCUUGACCGACGAGAUUGGUGGAUGCACCACGUUAAUAAAUGCGACGAGUUCCCACCAGCGCCAGGAGACUUCUUGGAACUACCAGCAGGCAAAUCCUUCGUCGUAGAACUCGCAGGGAACCGCGCUUUCACAUCACUUUCAUAUAACGGAAGGUACACGGGUGUUUUUGGAGAUGGAAAGCCUCGUCCGGGGAUGGACGGUGGAAGGAGCAAGGAAGGGUGUAUCACCAACCCUAACCUACACACCAAGAGUGAAAAGGAAGCAACAGGAACAGCCUUUGCGAUUUCCUACCAUUCCAACCUUGCUGAUGUGAAGCCGGAGAAUCUGGUCGUCUUCUCCGUUCUGUAUCAUCAAGUCCUGAUCUUCGCCUCCCAGUACACCAUGGAAGCGGAUUGCCAAUGGGGAUGGGUACCAGACGGCUGCGGAGAACCCAAUAUGUACAUGCAGCCUCUAAAGUGCAAAGUCGUAGGACACACAGGGAACCGAGCCGUGGCACCCGCUAAACCGCCUGUCUUUUGCGAAUUAGACCAGAGCAAAUGUGUGAAGGGUGCUAAACAGAUGGUCUUCUGGAACCAGUUGAAUGGAAACAACAUUGUUACUCCAGGGUCACGGGCGCCAACAUAUAACCAGCGCUUAGGUUUCGCAAAUGGCCGCCAGACCGAUAUAUUCCUACAAGAAGGCACAGCUCCUACGACCUACAUCCCUCCCGGUCCAUCAGUAACACCUACGGACCACUCGGACGUGAGAGAGGAAAGUGAUGCAGAUUCUGCGCCUAGAUCUUUGGAUGCGCUGGUUCCGUUGAAGACAUUGGCCGUGCCUUUGCUUAUAUUUAUUGCGAGUGUGUAUUUGGGGGUCUGGAAUGCGUGA